This is a messenger RNA of Mobula hypostoma (lesser devil ray), 2646 nucleotides long. RefSeq lists its product as uncharacterized. The transcript is spliced from 12 exons. Gene Ontology annotation, molecular function: kainate selective glutamate receptor activity; transmitter-gated monoatomic ion channel activity involved in regulation of postsynaptic membrane potential. Gene Ontology annotation, biological process: modulation of chemical synaptic transmission; synaptic transmission, glutamatergic; monoatomic ion transport. The record is from RefSeq and is a predicted model, not a curated record. The coding region runs from base 250 to 1683 and encodes 477 amino acids. Lineage: Eukaryota; Metazoa; Chordata; Chondrichthyes; Myliobatiformes; Myliobatidae. Gene Ontology annotation, cellular component: presynaptic membrane; postsynaptic density membrane; kainate selective glutamate receptor complex.
AAUCAUUUGUAGAUUGGACUGCUUACAAAACAACAGGAAAGAUAAAAGUAAUCCACAACACCAGACCAUAGAAAGAACCACAUCGGUGAGAGCACGGAAUUUGCAAGCUCUUUCUAUCAACGUCUGAGUAAGUCUGAACUGGACAGGGAAAGAACUGCAGGUAUAAUUCCCUUAAUACCGGUGAGGCACGUGGACCUCUACAACUGGCCAACGGGAUCACGGUCACUUCGGACUGCAACGAGGAACAGUAUGAAGUUGCUGCUCUCUUUGGUUCUGCUGCUGCCCUUCCACACAGCUAAGACAGGAGCUGUGGACAGUCAUGACAUCCCUCCAAAGCAGAUUCCAGAAAGAGAAAAGCGGGAGCUCUUUGAUAAGCCUCUGAUAGUGACCACUAUUCUGCAAGAACCAUUCAUAAUGGCCAAAGCUACAGGAGGAUUUGAAGGUUUCUGCAUUGAUCUACUUAAAAUAUUCUCAGAAAGACUCAAUUUUCGUUAUGAAAUCCAACUUGUGAAGGAUGGUCUUUAUGGGACAAAACUGGAAAACGGGCAAUGGACUGGACUGCUGGGGGAACUGAAGAGAAAGGAGGCAGAUCUGGCCAUUGCUCCCCUCACCAUCACCAGGCUGCGUGAGAGCGAGUUUGGCUUCACCCGCCCAUUCAUGUCUGUGGGGAUCAGCAUCCUGGUGCGCAAGCACACCAACUCCCAAAGUGCCGGCUUUUUCCAAUUCAUGAGCCCAUUCUCCCCGGAGACCUGGUUCAGCCUGCUCUUCGCUUACAUACUGACCUGCUUCUGCAUGUUCCUUGCAGCAAGACUGAGCCCCAGCGAAUGGAGUGAACCUGAGGUUGAGAGUAAUCGCUUUUCUCUGCUCGACAGCUUCUGGUUUGGAAUCGGAGCUCUCACUUUACAAGGUGUAGGACCACAUCCUAGAGCCUUGUCCACACGGAUCAUCGGGACAGUCUGGUGGCUAUUUGUCAUUGUUUUCCUGGUAACAUAUGCCACAAAUUUUGGAGCUUCUUUGAACUCAGAGAACCAGAAACCAUUAAUUAAAUCCUUCAAUGACCUUGCGAAACAAAAUGAAAUUGAAUAUGGGACAGUGCGUGGUGGAUCAACAUUCCAGUUCUUCAAGCUAUCAAAAAUUCAAGUCUAUCAUAAUAUCUAUACAACAAUGAACAGUAAAAUCGAUUCUGUCCUUGUGGAUACAAUGAAGGAGGGAACGGAACGUGCACUCACCUCAAAUUAUGCACUAAUUGGUGAAUCAGCGACAAUAGACCUGGCUGUUGCAAAAGACUGCAACUUGAUGAGGGUCCCAGAUAUUGCUGCUAUGAGAGGAUAUGGAAUAGCCACUCGCCCUGGUGAUCCACUUAGAAAUAAUUUAAGUCUUGUCAUUUUGGAAUUGGAGGAGUCCGGAUAUCUGCAUCAACUGAAGGCCAAGUGGUGGAGAUCUUCCUGCAAUGAAGGAGGAAACUCAGAACAAUGGAGUCCAGUUAAAAUAAACCAGAUUGGAGGCGCUUUACUCCUUCUAGCAAUUGGAUUGUCUUUGGGCUUGGUCAUCGCUUGCAUUGAAUUGGCUAUCAAAUCAACAAAAAAGGCUGAUCAAGAUAAAUCCUGCUGCAGUGUUUUCACUGAAGAAGUUAAUCUUCGAUUUAAAGGGAGAAAUGAGGUCAAUAAGAAGACCAAGGCCUGAAAAAGCUAUAAUGGAAGACAGUUGAAAUUAAUCAUAUACGAUUUUAUUCUGUUAAUUUUAACCUUAAAUUACAGCACAUAGCUGAACUCUCAACAUAAUGGGGGCAAAUUAUUUCAUGUAACAAUUCCGGCAGUCUUAUUUCAAGAAAAAUUUAAUUGUACUGCAGGGAAGAUUUACACAGAUAUUGCCAUGACUAGAAACAUGUAGCUACAAGGAAAGUUUGGAUAAUUUACAACUGUUUUCUUUGAAAAGAAACAGGAUUUCGUUUUUGAGGUGUAUAAAAUUACAAUGGGCCUAGGUGUAAGUCGGAAAUAUCUAUGCUUCUUACCAGUAAGGCAAGAAAAAAAAUGGGGGCACAGAUGUAAAGUAAAUGGCAGAUAUAUUAGUGUGUAAAAUGAGGCAAAGUAUUUUUAUCCAGAGAAUGUCAAACCACCGCUUGUACCAUCAUAAAUUUUCCGUAACACAAUGCAUCACCUAGAAUACAAAUUAAAUAAACCAUGAUUAAUAGGGGGAAACUUGGAACUGCAAGACCUGCAAAUGGGAGAAGAAAGGAAUUUCUGAGGGAGACAAGUUGUCCUACAGGUAUGAUUAUGAUAAGACAGGAAAUGCUGCAAUGUGCAUCAUGAUUAACAUUAGGAAUCAAAAAAUUUAAAUUGGAUGUGACCCAUAGUAAGUGAGAAAUCAGUCCCUUCAUAUUACUCUAAAUUCACUUGGAUAUACCUUAGUCAGGUACCACAAACCACAGCAAUUUUCUUGGACAAUUUAUUCUGGCCCCUGGAAUGCACCACUGUAAUAAUAGUUAAAGAGAUCUUAUGUCUUAGAUAUCAUUACAAUCUUCAAUACAAAGUGUGGACUGUCGUAAAGAAAAUUAAUUUUCUUGGAAGCAAACAGAUGGGUACAUUAAGUUCUGCUGACAUGGUCUAUUAAAUCCCUGAAUAAAGCCUCUAACCUUUCAACCACAAA